CAUUUGCUCGGCCACUUCGCGCGAGGUGAUUACCGAUUCCGAACUCGCCCGGCUGCCCCCAACUCAAGUGUCGGACCACGAGUGGCAAAAGUCCCAACUUGAUUCUCUCCAUGGAAGCCAAGCGUGAGUUGGUGUCGCCUGCCGUGCCCCGGCGCGCAGUGGAGCCGCCGUCGUCCUACAGGACCCUGCAGCAGCCCUCCCAUAUGGCCGAGUACGAGGCCGCAGGUCUCGGCCUCUCCCCACGGAGGCAGGACCUCGUCUGGGCUCCAGUUUGGGACCGGGACUCCUCUUCGGUUCCCACCGCCAGCUACUACGAAGCCACCCCGUGGUGGGGAGCGAUCCCCCACACUGUCAGACCUUUGGGGCCGGCACGGAGCGGCCUCCGGCUCAACACUCCGCCGCCGAUCAUGUGCACGAGCCCGGCUCCUCCCAAUCGAGCCGACCCCUUCCCGCGCGGGCCGCACGCCUUCAGAGUCUUGGGCGGCCCCGCGCCGAUGCCGUGCUGCAACGGUCACCCGGGACGGGCGGUUGUCCAGCUGAGCGCCGAGGAGGACCUGGCCGUCACGUGUCUCCUCAAACUGGGCUACCGAGACCCCGAAGACCCUCAGGUGGGCUGGGCGGUCUUGGCUCCGCCCUGCGGUCCGAGUGGCGCGGGAUGGCUGGAAUUCAGGCGACCGGAUGACGUGGAGCAUUACGAGGAGUUCCUGCUGCCCAUUCCGCUGACCGAGGAACAUCCCUGA
This is a messenger RNA of Hippocampus zosterae (dwarf seahorse), 740 nucleotides long. RefSeq lists its product as uncharacterized. Bases 111 to 740 code for a protein of 209 amino acids. The record is from RefSeq and is a predicted model, not a curated record. Lineage: Eukaryota; Metazoa; Chordata; Actinopteri; Syngnathiformes; Syngnathidae. The transcript is spliced from 3 exons.